Molecule: messenger RNA, 3747 nt
Organism: Schistosoma rodhaini
Lineage: Eukaryota; Metazoa; Platyhelminthes; Trematoda; Strigeidida; Schistosomatidae
Source: the annotation of a GenBank genome assembly
ACUUUCCUUUUAGGCGCUCCCCAGGGAAUAGUCGGUUUUGUACAGAAUGGAGCAGGGGUAUGAAAAACGACUAUUAGGGUCUCCUUAUAAAUCACCCAUUAAGACAGUUAGCCCUAUGAAGACUCCAACGAAGGAAAAUUACAUGGACCGAUACAUCCCCUUGAGAGCAAAUGCACGUUGGAAAACGUCAACAUCUUUUGAGCAAACAAAUAGUAAUCCGACACGUAAGCUGUUUCAAAGUAGUCGCGGAAAUACUGAUGGACUCAGUAAUGAUGUUGUGUCUCCGAAUCAGAAUGGACAUCAAAGUCACGGUCUCGUAUCUUUUACUGGAGAAAGUAACUGGGGAACGUCUGGUGUCAAUUCGGCCGUGCAGGAGCCUGCACCACAAACAGAAGCGAGAGGCUGUGACCUUCUUUCUGCUCUUGUAGCCAACGAACUCGAGGAAGCUUCAUUAGGUGGGGCUUACAGCCCUGUGAAUUCAAGAUGCAGUUUCGGAAAUUCUGGCGUUCUGGCAGCUAGAGAAAACAACAAUAUGUUUUCCUUUAAGCUUAGAAGAGAGAGUCCAUGUAAAUUGAAGACAUCUCCCUAUACCAUGUCUCCAGUAUCUGAAAAAAGUCAGCAUUUGCUGAAGUUUCCACAAAAACAAGCGCGUAAAAUAUCUCGGGUACCAUAUAAAGUUCUAGAUGCUCCGGAGCUACAAGAUGAUUUCUACCUUAAUCUUGUCGAUUGGUCUUCUCAAAAUGUACUGGCGGUUGGGUUGGGAACGUGUGUUUACUUGUGGAAUGCUUUCACCAGCCAGGUCACUCGACUAUGUGACGUUUCUGGAGAAACCGAUGUCAUUUCAUCGGUUGCGUGGUCCAAAAAGGGUAGUCAUUUAGCGAUUGGAACUUAUCGUGGUCAUGUUCAAAUAUGGGAUGUGACUAAAAGUUCCUGCAUACGCUCACUAAACGGACAUAUCGCCCGUGUCGGUGCUUUGGCGUGGAAUGCUGAUCUUUUGGCAUCUGGCAGCAGAGACCGUUAUAUUCUGUUACGUGAUACACGUGCUUCAGCCAAUUCUGGUGGUGGACCCGCUGGUCAUCUACCUAUCACAAAUCCCUCUAAUACUUCUGUACUAACUGCUGAACUUGCUGAUAGGGAUGAAAUUAUGACUGAUUUCAAUUCCAUUAGUUCACCGAGUCACAUUGAUCAAGUAGAAAGUGAUUCAAACUAUCCACGGGCUUCAACACCUAUGGUAUCGAUCAGUAGCGACCUUCCGGAAGUUGAUCCUCCAAGUACACCAGCUCAAAUGGAUAUAGAUAUGCUUGGGUUUCGAGAUGCGGAUCACGGUUCGUCAUGGUCUGCUGCAAGGACUUCAGCAAAUUCCACUGUCACCCAGACUACUGCUUUACAGUCAAUUGAAAAUGGGACAGAUCGCCUUGUUCCUGGAGCAGUACGUGUGCUGAAGGAUCAUAGACAAGAGGUAUGUGGGUUAAAAUGGUCUCCGGACAGCCAGUAUUUAGCGUCAGGAGGUAAUGACAAUCGUCUACUCGUUUGGAGUCAACAUGCACCGUCUACUGGUGGCCCUGUCUUAACUUACGAAGAGCAUGUGGCUGCUGUCAAAGCAAUUGCAUGGUCGCCUCAUCAGCAUGGAUUACUCGCAAGCGGAGGUGGUACAGCUGAUCGUUGUAUUAGAUUCUGGAAUACAUUAACUGGUCAGGCUUUACGUAGCGUUGAUACUGGAAGUCAGGUAAAUGAUCCAUGCUAACGAUUUAUUAUUUAGUAAUUUUAGUUUUUUUUUUAAAUGGUUAUUUUUGAUAAUAAAUCAGAAAGUAAAUUGGAAAUUAGCUUAUUAAUGCCAAAGAAUAGAUUGUUAUUUCAUUAUUUAGCUCUCAUGUGGUUGUUUGUUUAAUGCAAAUGUUAUGAAUGUUAGAUUUCUGUGUAAAUUUCAGUGCUAUAAUUACAAAAAGACAUUAUACUUGUUAUUUAGUAAGUCGAUUUACGUGGUUUUGGUUUUGAUUAUACAUACAAGUGUUAAAUGGAUUUUUUUUCAUAUUUUUUUAAAAUUUUUUAGGGUUUGUGAAAUAUAGGUGACUGUUUCAACUAGUAUUUAUACACGUAUAAUCUAAAUGUAGACACAUUUGAAGUAUGUCGGUAGUUGGAUUCGUGUUUAUUAUUUUCGUAAGAUUUAAGCAAAUUGUCUGUGCAAACACAUCACUUCAGUUUCAGAAUGUUUAUAUAGAUUGGUACAUUUUAGUUAUUUCUUCCUAGUCGAUCGGCUAGUUUGGACUGUAAUGUGGUGUUUUAGUUAAAGAAAUCGACUGUGUAGAAUUUACUGUUUAUACUACCGUUUGGUCAGAAGUUCGUCGGACGUCGCUCCACUCAGUAUUAUGUGUUGGCAACUGGCUAUUGCCCCUAGCUAUCAAACAAAAACUAGCAGAAAGUUGAAUAUAGAGGCCUACAAAUGAGCUUCACUAAAAUCUACAUUGAAUAAAUAAUGAAAACAAUUUUGCAUGCUCUAUAUCGUAUUAAUUAAAUGUCUUUAGGACUUUCUCAUCGAAAGUCUAGUCUAAAACUUCACUAUUCAUCCUAACAUUUGGAGAAACAUGUUUCGAAAGCUACUAUCUGGGUCGUAUAAACAGCUUAUUUUUGUGGAACUUUCACUUGUAAAGAUCUCAAGUAAAAUGAACAAUUAUCUUUUCUUAAUGCUUUAAAUAAAUUGUAUUACGUGAAUUUAUGUAAAUAAAAAUUGUUACUUAACUGUGUACUCAACAAAAACUAGAUGUCUAUAUUGUUGACUGGUUUACAUUUUGACUAGGUUUGUAAUAUUGCCUGGUCCAUACAUAGUAAUGAAUUGGUCAGUACACAUGGUUACUCACAGAAUCAAAUUCUUGUUUGGAGAUAUCCUAGUCUAACGCAAUUAGUCAAGUUGGUUGGGCAUUCGUAUCGUGUGCUGUACUUAGCAAUCAGUCCAGAUGGCGAGAACAUAGUAACUGGUGCAGGAGAUGAAACACUUCGCUUCUGGAAUAUAUUUACUAAAGCGAAAACCCCAAAGGUGCAACCAUCUUCACUGAACUUAUUCAAUGGAAUUAGAUGAUCUAUCUAAAAAGAAGUCUUUCAAAACUGUUGUGGAUAUUUCUCCAAUGUGUUUUAUUCUACUUAGUAAAUAUAUCUAUCGCCAACAAUGUGCGCACAUUAAUUAUAUGCUAUCUAUGCAUAUUACUCGACUAUAUUAUUCAUCUCUGUAAAUAUAUGAUUACUUAUUGAUAGCAAUUUCAAAAAUGUCAAUAACUAUAUAUUCCGUUAUUGACAACUACAUUCUUGUCGUAUGUAUCAACGCCAUAACUUAUUUUCUACAGGUCUUCUUGAACUUUUGACUUUUACUUCAGUCAAUCCAAUUUUAUGCAAAAUUAUAUGGUUGCUCCUUAUUUCUGUCUUUACUUAUUACAUAUUCAACAAACCAAAAUAGUAAUCAUUACUAAUUUAUAUUUUCCUCACAAGUGCUUGUCUUUGUGAAAUUGUACUUAUAAUAUAUUUCUUAGUUUUUAAUUCCUUUAAAUAACACAUUGUGUGAGCCAUUGUGUAUCUGUUCAUCCUAGUCAUUUGCGACAGCUUUUUCUUUUCUUUUGAUCUAUUUGUAUUUUUCUUUUGGCUGUCUGUGUCGUAUUUAAUUCAACUUUGACACUGUGAUAGUCUUCCUCAUAAUAAUAAUAAUAAUAUAUAUGUACAUAUAUAUCUAAUGUGCAGCGAAAAUAAAACAUCGUCUUAGCU